Pyricularia pennisetigena is the source of this 2283-nucleotide messenger RNA. RefSeq lists its product as uncharacterized. The transcript is spliced from 6 exons. Lineage: Eukaryota; Fungi; Ascomycota; Sordariomycetes; Magnaporthales; Pyriculariaceae. The record is from RefSeq and is a predicted model, not a curated record. Bases 1 to 2283 code for a protein of 760 amino acids.
AUGGCUUCCCUCGAUUCAUCUCACAUGAUCAUUGGACUCAUCCUGCUCUUCUUCUUCACGCGACCUGCCCUAGCCUUCGGUGCUGGUAACAUUGCCAGCAUCUCCUCAGUGGAAGGCCAGAACUGGCGUCACGGCGAUAUCGAGGAUGCCCUUCUCAAGAUCGCUCUCGCCCGCGUGGCUGGCGGCAAGAAGUUCAGCAAGCUCGAUGUCCUCCGUGUUUACUUCGGAAAUUGGCUUCGGGAUUACAGUCAGGCCAUCGAUGUUGGAACCGUUAAGAAUGUUUCUGCCGAGGCUGUGAGGCUCCUGCUGUGCAUCUUGGGCUUCCUCACUUUUGGUUAUGGCUCCCGCGAGUUUGAGGUUACCGCCGACCGCUUGGGCUGCUACCGACCUGAGGACCACAUUGAUAACCCAAAGAACUAUGCCGACAAUAUUGACGCUCGCCAGUACGAUGAGAGACUGCGUGGCCCUGUAGAUGAGGGUACUGAACUUGCAGUUGAUGAGCAGACUGGUCUCAAGAAUUACAUUGCCAACGAGAACGCAGGCAUCAUGACCAGCGCGCAACACGUCAGGAGCCUUUUCACCCGUUGCAUUGAGCUCGGACGGUCUUACGGAAGAAACCGAAACAAGAGUGACUUUUACGAAGCCCUCAGGCUAUUGGGUACUGGUCUUCAUUGCUUGGAGGACUACUUUGCGCACAGCAACUACACAGAGCUUGCUCUGAUCGAGAUGGGAGAGCAUGAUGUAUUUCCUCAUGUUGGCCGCGAUACCAUGAUACGUAUCCCGGGCGCACGCCAUGAAGUCUACCCUGUUGUCACUGGAACUUUCGGUGGUGUUGACUUUCUUCACUCCGUAACUGGAGAAGUAUCGGACAAGUUGACCCAAAAUGAGCUCCAGCAGCUGGAGAAUACACUGGAGAACGAGCAGAGGAACGACACUAGCAAGCUUCGAGACCUCCUUGACAAGAUCCCAGAUGGCCUGAUUGGCGGUGACAAGAAGUCAAAGCUGAACGAAAUUGAGGAAAACAACAAUGCAGCGCAGAUGGACCAGAUACGUGUCUCGCCCAGGGAGCCGGAGGAGUUCACCCGCCAGAUUCAACAGGUGUUCGGACAGAUAAUGCCUGUCAUUGAGUUCCAUGAUGAGCUCCUCAAGACCAUCUCGGAGAAACUUGACAAGAUUCCCAUACUGCCUAAGAUCCUGGAACAGCUAGAGGAGCAGUUGUCGAUGUUUGUUUUCACACAGAUUGCGCCCUUCAUUCUGCCAGUCAUUCGCCAGAUCAAGAAUGAACUCAUGACGGGCUCUUCGGAAAUCAUUGAGAGCAGCAAAAAUGAGCAGCAUAUUGUAUUUGAGGACGAUCGCUGCACCGAUCCCACGCACUCAAUGCUUUCCAAGGAUCAUUUCACGAACAUCCUCAACGAGGUUGCGGGACAAACUGCCAGUAAAGUUGUUGGUUGGGUUGUUCCACAGCUGAUGGAGGCGUGGGAUGACGAUAACAUGGACAUUGACCGUCUCCUCAACCGGAUCAUCUAUGGUGUUCUGCACCACCCAGCUCAACGUGAAAUGGGUGAUGAUGGCGCCGAGGAAGGCCGUCGACUGAUUUUUCAGUCAAUCGAAGAGUGGUGGAACCACAUGAGCGAGGAUGCCAAGGAUGACUACCGGCGGAAAUUGUCACGCGACGGCGUUGAGAACGGCCAGAACCACAAGGAGGGAAAUGAUACAGGCCAUGGCUGUUGCAAGCCUUUAGGCAUGCACAAGAACUUCAAAGAAGGUGGCACUAUGGAGGAUCGCAUUGCUGGUGCUGCUGCCGGCGCCAUCCUUGGCGGUUUGACCAGUGGCAUUUCUGACUUAGUUUCGCAGGCCUCAGGUGGCCAGGUCAACCUCCCACAGUACGAGAACAAGACGAGCUUCUCAGAUGCCUUUAGCGGUGGUGGUCGUGAAGAGUCUGGUAGCAGCGGCGGCGGGCUCCAAGGCAUGAUCGGCAAUAUCAUCGGCAGUGCUUUCAAGAAUGAGGACACGGAGUCCUUCUCGAGCCGGCGCGAGGAUCAUGAUGGAGGUCACAGCCAGUCCUUCUCACAGUACGGACGUUCCGACUCGGGCAAUAGGUACGGUCAAGCGGAAUACAGGGAGACGGAGUAUGACGACGGUAGCAGGCGUAGCGAGUACCGCAGGUACGAGCAAGACGAAGACGGCGGCUCGUCCAGAUAUGAACGUCGAACCGAGACACACUACGAGAGUAGCCAACAGAGCUGGAGGCAAGAGGAUGAUGACCGACGGAGUGGAUGGUAA